AUGAAUAGUCAAAAUAAUCUUUCAACAUCAAUUGGUAUUUCGAACAUAAUCAGUGAUAAGUCAUCAAGUAUUACAACAGAUGAUUGUUCAUAUUAUGGUCGAUUGAAUACAACAGGUUUUGGUUUUAUUCGAUCUUAUGAAGGAAUUCCAGAAAAUAUUAUUGUGAAUCUUAUCGUUACAGCGAUUCUUUUAUUACUUUUUGUUUAUUUACGACGUCGUUUUUCUGAUGCGAAAAACAUUAAUGAUGGAACUGAAAUAUCAACUUUACUCUAUGGACGAAGUAAUUCAUCUCGAAAUUUGCCUCGUAAUGUAAGUUAUCUAUUAUAUUGUAUAUUGUGUCAUAUAAGUUGCUUUUCGUAUGCAUCAUAUACACAUAAAAAAUGAAUAGAUGCUUAUAAGUUUGCAUAUAUGUUUAUUUUAUUUUUUUCAUUUUCAAAUAGGACAAAGAAUCAUGUUUUCAUCGAUAUUCUGUGGUAAAAAACUAAUAUAGAAAAUAGACUUGCUUAUUUCUUUUU
Molecule: messenger RNA, 515 nt
Organism: Adineta steineri
Lineage: Eukaryota; Metazoa; Rotifera; Eurotatoria; Adinetida; Adinetidae
Source: the annotation of a GenBank genome assembly